This is a messenger RNA of Aspergillus steynii IBT 23096, 1870 nucleotides long. Its product is annotated as translation machinery-associated protein TMA46. The transcript is spliced from 4 exons. The record is from RefSeq and is a predicted model, not a curated record. Gene Ontology annotation, cellular component: cytosol. Gene Ontology annotation, molecular function: mRNA binding; metal ion binding. The coding region runs from base 340 to 1398 and encodes 352 amino acids. NCBI's taxonomy places the organism in Eukaryota, Fungi, Ascomycota, Eurotiomycetes, Eurotiales, Aspergillaceae. Gene Ontology annotation, biological process: cytoplasmic translation.
AGAGCGAACUGAACUUGCAACUUCCCGAGAUCAACCACCCAAAAACGCCCCCUCUCUCUAACGAUCGUUUGGAUCCCCUCUUUCCUUUCGUCGGAUCCGAUCAGUAUCUUCGGACGCUAGACUCCAUCGUCUCUCGAUUGUUUUCGAUUAGCCUUUUUGUGUCCUUUUGUUCACAAGGGCUCUGCGUUUUCAGCCCACCUUUUAGCGCUCCCGGUUUCCCACUCGCGUUUCUUGUGAGAGGAGCGAAACGACCGCCACUGCCGUCUUUUGGCGCGCAUCUUGCUAUCGCAUUUUCCAUAUACCCUAUUUUAGAGAAGAACAAAAGUCAAAUCCGUCAUCAUGCCGCCCAAAAAGCAGGACCAGCCUAAGAAGAAGAAGGCCACCGUUGAGGAUAAGACCUUCGGUAUGAAAAACAAAAAAGGAUCUACCGCGAAGCGACAGAUCGCUCAGAUGCAGGCACAAGAAAAAUCUAACAAAUCUCUGGACGCGAAGAGAAAGGAAGCCGAGAAGACCAAGCGUGAGGCCGAGAAGGCUGCUGAGGAGAAAGCCAAGCGGGAGGCUGCAGAGCUGUUCAAGCCCGUGCAGGUACAGAAGGUGCCGUUUGGUGUUGAUCCCAAGACCGUCCUCUGUGUCUUCUUCAAGCAGGGCAACUGCGAGAAGGGCCGCAAGUGUAAAUUCAGUCACGACCCGAACAUCGAGCGAAAGGCCCAGAAGAAGGAUCUGUACACCGACUCUCGUGACGUCAAGGCUGCCGAGGAAGAGAAGAAGAAGGAAGAUACAAUUGACAGCUGGGACGAGGAUAAGCUGCGCAAGGUUAUCAUGAGCAAACACGGCAACCCGAGAACGACGACCGAGAAGGUUUGCAAAUACUUCAUCGACGCUGUUGAGAACCAGAAAUAUGGUUGGUUCUGGGUCUGUCCCAACGGAGGUGACAAGUGCAUGUACAAACACAGUUUGCCACCUGGUUUCGUUCUGAAGACGAAGGAGCAGAGGGCGGCAGAGAAGGCCAUGAUGGACAAGUCUCCGCUCAACACCCUGACGUUGGAAGACUGGCUGGAAUCCGAACGACACAAGCUCACUGGUGAGCUGACGCCCGUCACACCGGAAACCUUCGCCGCGUGGAAGAAGGACCGUCUCAACAAGAAGGCCGCCGAGGAGCAAGCUCGCAAGGCUAAGGAAGCCACUGGACGAUCGAUGUUCGAAAGCGGAGACUGGAAGGACGAGGAUGAGAGCAGCGAGGAUGAGGAUGAGGACGACGGAACCUUCAACCUGGAGGCCUUGCGGAAGGAGACCGAGAGAAUCCGUGAACAGAAGGAAGAAGAACGCCUGGCGAAGCUACACGGGGGACCGGUACCCAUCUCGAAUGAUGCGACAAUUGCGCAGGAAGGCCAAGGAUGAAGUCUGUGCGACAUGCCCCCAAGAGUAUCACAAGAAUCUUGGGUUUAAGGGGUUACGGACCUCUUUCACACUGGAACCGGUGUACCAGGCCAUUGUCCGGGCCCGUUGGUAUUGCUCUCUUGUUGAUGGAUGGUAGAUGCAGCGCUGCUCUUUUUGGUUCUUGCUUUGUUGAUACCAAACUAUGACUUUGUAUAGAUCUCCGCGACCGAGGGCUCCGACGGCUAGCACUGGCAUUUUGUUUUGUCAUCGUUCAUCCUUGCUUUCUUCCUUCGCAGUUCAUCUGAUUGCAGGGAUGGGCUAUGCCUGAAGGCAUGGGUGGACCUGGUCGAAAACGACCUGGAUACACAAGAUUGAGAUAGAUCGUGUGUUGGAUGUGUGGCUAAAAGGACCGACAUGAUUUUUAUGCCAGAUUUUUUUUCUGUACCUACAAAAAUGUUCGUUUGAUUAUAUGAAUGAACCAAGCAUUUUUUUG